UUCAGUGUUUGCAUAUAAACUGCUGUUGGCCGACCUCCCUGUGGAGCUCCGUGCCUUGCUUUGCUCUGACAAGGCUCGCUCUGUGCUGCCCAGCUCCUAUUCUUUGUUCAGUCUUGAGUUUCUACCACAAAUAUCUCCAGCUAGCAAUCAAACGGACAGAAAUGAAGAGCCCAGGAGACCAAGACAAUGUUUCAGUUUCCCAGGGUUUUCGAGUGAUGUUUUACAUGAUGAAACCCAGUGAAACCACCUUCCAAACUGUCGAAGAGGUGCCUGAUUACGUUAAAAAGGCAACUCCAUUUUUCAUCUCCUUGAUUCUGCUUGAACUAAUCCUCAGCUGGCUUCUCAAGGGGAAGCCACCAGGUCGCCUGGAUGAUUUUCUGACAUCCAUGUCAGCUGGUGUUGUCUCUCGACUUCCAAGUCUGUUCUUCAAAAGCCUUGAAGUGACCAGCUAUAUUUACAUCUGGGAGAACUACAGACUUUUCGAUUUGCCUUGGGAUUCUCAGUGGACAUGGUAUUUAACCUUCCUAGGAGUUGAUUUUGGCUACUACUGGUUCCACCGCAUGGCCCACGAGAUUAAUAUUAUUUGGGCUGGACACCAGGCACACCACAGUUCUGAAGACUAUAACUUAAGCACAGCACUGAGACAAUCUGUCUUGCAGCCAUAUACUUCGUGGAUUUUCUACUCUCCCUUGGCCCUGUUCAUACCACCUUCAGUGUUUGCUGUUCACAUUCAAUUCAAUCUCCUGUACCAAUUUUGGAUCCACACUGAGGUCAUCAGAAGCCUCGGUCCCUUGGAACUGGUCCUUAACACUCCCAGCCAUCACAGGGUUCAUCAUGGCAGAAAUCGUUACUGCAUAGACAAAAACUAUGCCGGCACUCUUAUUAUUUGGGAUAAAAUGUUUGGGACAUUUGAAGCUGAGAAUGAACAGGUUAUAUAUGGUCUAACGCAUCCCAUUGAUACAUUUGAACCAUUCAAAGUUCAGUUUCACCAUUUACUCUAUAUAUGGAAUACAUUCUGGGCCACACCUGGAUUCUUUCAUAAGGUUUCUGUCCUAUUUAAAGGACCGGGAUGGGGUCCAGGUAAACCAAGACUUGGCCUGAGUGAAGAAAUUCCAGAGGUUACAGGACAGGAAGUCCCCUUGUCAUCAGCAGCAUCCCAGCAAUUAAAGAUGUACACCGUCCUGCAGUUUGCAGUGAUGCUGUCAUUUUAUGAAGAGACCUUUGCAAACACAGAGGCACUGUCCCAAGUCACUCUGCUUCUAAGGGUCUCCUUCAUUCUCCUGACCUUGACAUCCAUUGGAUUCCUUUUGGAUCAAAGACCCACGGCAGCUAUUCUGGAAACUCUUCGAUGCCUGAUGUUCCUAACCCUGUUCAGAUUUGGUCACCUAAAGCCUCUUUUUCCAUCCUUGUCAUUUGUAUUCGAGAAAAAUAGUUUAACUCAGUGGAAUAAAUGUUUUGUUGCUUUCCCCUUCAGAUUUUCUUUUCGGUUUGCAUUGCUUUCUGGGGAGUCAGAAGCAUGAGACAACUCACCGCAGGAUCUCGGAAGCAGCCCUAGCACACAGGUCCCUCCAUCCUACAGGUUGCCCAUGGCAUGUCACUGCUACCCAAAGACUGUGGUCUUGCAUGCUGCCUACAGGAACUCCUUAGUUAAUGGAAAUGAAAGUAUGUAUUUACCCAUACUUUAAUGUUUGUUUUAAUAUUGAAAUUAAAGUGAAUUAUACUAUUUGUGAUUACUAAAAGUCAAAUUAUUUUAUAUACAUUGAGGCUGUAUUCACUUUUCUUUUCUGUAGCAAUGACCAUGGAAAGAAAAUGUUGGGCUUUAAACACUUAAGACAUUGAAAAUUACCUUUGUCUUUCUUGGUUUGACAACUGUUUCUUUAACGUUUGCUGAAACUAUACUUAAAUCUCUGUAGUCUUUAAAAUGUGUUGGAGGCUGUAUGAGCUGACAUUUGCCUUUGCCAGCAAUUCAUUUGUAUUUCCACAUUACUUAAAAAUACAUCAAUGUGAUUAAAAUGUUAGAAUUGGAAAGAAUUAGUUUGUUUAACAUACAUCCUUCUAAAAUGUUGAGUCAACUUAUCCCAACAGCUUGAGGAGUACAUUAUAUUUCAUGCUAUUUCAAAUUGACAGAAAAAUGUUAAUAAAAUUUUCUGAACAGAAGUGA
Messenger RNA from Alexandromys fortis (reed vole), 2161 nucleotides. RefSeq names its product alkylglycerol monooxygenase (gene Agmo). Bases 162 to 1520 code for a protein of 452 amino acids. Gene Ontology annotation, cellular component: endoplasmic reticulum. Gene Ontology annotation, molecular function: glyceryl-ether monooxygenase activity; iron ion binding. The transcript is spliced from 13 exons. The record is from RefSeq and is a predicted model, not a curated record. Gene Ontology annotation, biological process: lipid biosynthetic process. Lineage: Eukaryota; Metazoa; Chordata; Mammalia; Rodentia; Cricetidae.